Meloidogyne enterolobii is the source of this 456-nucleotide messenger RNA. NCBI's taxonomy places the organism in Eukaryota, Metazoa, Nematoda, Chromadorea, Rhabditida, Meloidogynidae. The record is from the annotation of a GenBank genome assembly.
AUGUUGACAAUUUUGACACUUUUUCUUAUCAUCUCCAUGAUUUCAUUUCAAAUUACAAAUGCCUACAAUCCAUAUAAAUAUGGACCUAUCGGAUGGGCGUUGGUGCACAGAGGCGACACUGGAGGCUAUCCUGUAAGACAAAGUGGAGGAUAUGGAUAUGGCAGAACCAGUGGAUAUGGAUAUGGUAGAACCAGUGGAUAUGGAUAUGGUAGACCUAGUGGAGGAUAUGGAUAUGGCCAGACUAGUGGAGGAUAUGGCGGAAAUAAUUAUGCUAAUAGCUAUGGAUAUCCAGCUGCUAGUCCUAACGGAUAUCCUCCCAAUUAUGGAUAUGGAAGACGUUGAAAAGGUGGAAAGUGAAAAUACGAAAGACAAAUUUAAAAACAAGAAAAGAAAUUCUGCUAAGAAACUGGCACCCCCUGUUGGAUAUGGACAGUAGUGGUUACAUUUUAUAAAGAU